AUGUCCCAAUACUCCAACUUCAACCUUUCUUCCGAAUUGCCCGCCUGGAAGCGCCUCGAGUCUGUGUACGAGCAGGUCGGCAAGACCCUCAAGGUCAAGGACGAGUUUGCCCAUGAUCCUGAGAGAUUUGCCAAGUUCUCUGAAACCUUCAAGAACUUCGACGGCCUGGAGAUUCUCUUUGACUUCUCCAAGAACAUCAUCAACGACGAGGUCAAGAAGGACCUUGUGGCCUUGGCCAAGGAGGCUGGCGUGGAGCACCUCAGAGACGAGAUGUUCAAGGGCUCCAAGAUCAACGAAACCGAGGACAGAGCCGUGUACCACGUUGCCUUGAGAAACAGAAAGCUCAAGGAGAUGAAGGUGGAUGGCGAGAACACCGCUCCGGAGGUUGACUCCGUGCUCAAGCACAUGAAGGAGUUCUCUGACGAUAUCCGUUCUGGUAAGUGGACCGGAUUCACCGGCAAGGCCAUUACUGACGUGGUGAACAUUGGUAUUGGUGGCUCCGACUUGGGUCCUGUGAUGGUCACCGAGGCAUUGAAGGCCUACUCCCAGGAGGGCUUGAACGUGCACUUUGUGUCCAACAUUGACGGCACCCACUUGGCCGAGACCUUGAAGGGCUUGAGCCAGGAGACCACCUUGUUCUUGAUUGCCUCCAAGACUUUUACUACUGCUGAGACCACCACCAACGCCAACUCCGCCAAGGCUUGGUUUUUGGAGAAGGCCCAGCAGAACGACAUUGCUAAGCACUUUGCUGCUCUUUCCACCAACGCCGAGCAGGUGGCCAAGUUCGGUAUCGACACCAAGAACAUGUUUGGUUUUGAGAGCUGGGUCGGAGGCCGUUACUCCGUCUGGUCGGCCAUUGGCUUGUCUGUGGCCAUCUACAUUGGUUUCGACAACUUCAACGACUUCUUGAAGGGUGCCGAGGCUUUCGACGAGCACUUCACCUCCACUCCAUUGGAACACAACGUCGCUGUCCUCGGUGGUCUUUUGUCCGUGUGGUACAACAACUUCUUCGGCGCCCAGACCCACUUGGUUGCUCCUUUCGACCAGUACAUGCACAGAUUCCCAGCCUACCUCCAGCAGUUGUCCAUGGAGUCCAACGGUAAGUCUGUCACCAGAGGUAACUCCUUUACCAACUACCAGACCGGCACCAUCUUGUUUGGCGAGCCUGCCACCAAUGCCCAGCACUCUUUCUUCCAGUUGGUGCACCAGGGUACGAAAUUGAUCCCAGCGGACUUUAUUCUCGCUGCUCAGUCCCACAACCCAAUUGAGAACAACUUGCACCAGCGCAUGUUGGCCUCUAACUUCUUUGCUCAGUCUGAGGCUUUGAUGGUGGGUAAGGACGAGAACCAGGUGCAAAAGGAAGGUGCCACUGGCGGUUUGGUGCCUCACAAGGUCUUCUCUGGUAACAGACCCACCACCUCCAUCUUGGCCCAGAAAAUCACCCCAGCUGCUUUGGGUGCUUUGAUUGCCUACUAUGAGCACGUCACUUUCGUCGAGGGUGCCAUCUGGAACAUCAACUCGUUCGACCAGUGGGGUGUUGAGUUGGGUAAGGUGUUGGCCAAGGCCAUUGGCAAGGAGUUGGACGAGUCCGGAGACGUUUCUGACCACGAUCCAUCCACCAACGGCUUGAUCAACCAGUUCAAGAAGUGGAGCUCGUGA
Candidozyma duobushaemuli is the source of this 1659-nucleotide messenger RNA. RefSeq names its product glucose-6-phosphate isomerase (gene PGI1). NCBI's taxonomy places the organism in Eukaryota, Fungi, Ascomycota, Pichiomycetes, Serinales, Metschnikowiaceae. Gene Ontology annotation, cellular component: cytosol. Gene Ontology annotation, biological process: glucose 6-phosphate metabolic process; gluconeogenesis; glycolytic process. The transcript has a single exon. Gene Ontology annotation, molecular function: glucose-6-phosphate isomerase activity; monosaccharide binding; carbohydrate derivative binding. The record is from RefSeq and is a predicted model, not a curated record. The coding region runs from base 1 to 1659 and encodes 552 amino acids.